This is a messenger RNA of Mesocricetus auratus (golden hamster), 1122 nucleotides long. RefSeq names its product zinc finger protein 157 (gene Znf157). Gene Ontology annotation, biological process: regulation of DNA-templated transcription. Gene Ontology annotation, molecular function: DNA-binding transcription factor activity, RNA polymerase II-specific; RNA polymerase II cis-regulatory region sequence-specific DNA binding. Lineage: Eukaryota; Metazoa; Chordata; Mammalia; Rodentia; Cricetidae. The record is from RefSeq and is a predicted model, not a curated record.
AUGUCAGUGAAAAGUACUCAUGCCAGAGAUAAAAACUUUGAAUGCCAUGAGUGUGGUAAGGUGUACUGCAGGAAAUCUAACCUUGUUGAACACCUGAGAACAUGUAUGGGGGAGAGGCCCUAUGAGUGUGGUGAAUGUACAAAGACUUUCAGUGCAAGGUCACACCUCAUUGCUCAUCAGAAAACGCACACAGGAGAGAAGCCCUUUGAAUAUCAUGAAUGUGGGAAAUCUUUUGGCAGGAAGUCCCAACUCAUUGUACAUUGCAGAGCACAUACUGGAGAGAGGCCCUAUAAAUUUACUGAAUGUGGGAAAAGGUUUUCUGAGAAGGUGACCCUCACAAUCCACCAGAGAACCCACACUGGUGAGAGGCCUUAUAAAUGCAAUGAUUGUGGGAAGACAUUUCGUGUUAAGAUGUUGCCCAUCCAGUACCUGAGAACUCACAUGGGGGGAAAUCCCUAUGAAUGUGGGGACUGUGGGAAAAACUUCAGGGCAAAGAAAUCCCUAAACCAACAUCAAAGAAUUCACACAGGUGAGAAACCUUAUGAGUGUGGAGAAUGUGGGAAAUUCUUCUGAAUGAAAAUGACUCUCCAAAAUCAUCAGAGAACCCCCACAGGUGAAAAGCCCUAUCAUUAUAAUGAAUGUGGGAAGGCUUUCAGGGUACACUCAUCUCUGGGAAUCCAUCAGAGUAUCCAUACCGGAGAGAAGCCCUAUGAAAGUAAUGAGUGUGGAAAUGCUUUCUGUGUGAAAGCUCGUCUCAUUGAACAUCCGUGUGUUCAUUCUGGAGAGAAGCCCUAUGAAUGUAGCGACUGUGGGAAGAUCUUUAGCAUGAAGAAAUGCCGUCAUCAACCUAAGAGAACUCACACUAGUGAGAAGCCUUAUGAAUGUAGUGAGUGUGGAAAUGCCUUUUAUGCGAAAGUGCGCCUCAUUGAGCAUCAGCGAAUUCACACAGGAGACAGGCCUUUUGAAAGCCAGGAAUGUGGAAAGGGUUUCUGUCAUAAAGCUCACGUCACAGAGCACCAGAGAACCCACUUGGGCCGAUCCUUGCUUUGUGCAUUGGAGAAAGCUUCUUCCUGAAGACUCUCUUAUUCCCUACACUGGGCAUCUAAUCAAGCAAAUCUUGCA